AUGUCGUUGCAUCCGGGUCAAAUAUCAUGUCAACCAAAUCAAAAAGUCAUCCAGCACAGCACACGCUGUCAUGCCCUCGAUUACAAAACCUACGAAAUUGCAAACAUCCAUUUUUUCGCUGCACUUCCCAGCAUCACUGAUCAAAAACGUUCCGGAUAUCAGCAUGACCCGCGACCGUCCAAACAGGCUGUUCUCGCCUCUUCCCCUUUCCUGCUUCAUUGUUUACAUUUUAAUUUCACUACCGCUAUUGGGUACCAAAGGUCACUAAACGAUAGCGAUUUGGGGCAUUUCCUGUUUUAA
Brugia pahangi is the source of this 300-nucleotide messenger RNA. The record is from the annotation of a GenBank genome assembly. Lineage: Eukaryota; Metazoa; Nematoda; Chromadorea; Rhabditida; Onchocercidae.